GCAACCGAACGGGGAGCUCAUCACAGACAGCUAUCUACCUCUAUCUCCUCUGUUCGCUAGGCCUCUUGCUGAUCAGCACACACCUAAGAAAAAUAUACACAGCAGACAGCACCAUCGUUUCUUGCAUACACUGUAGCUGGUUGCUAAGGGAUUUGAGAUCCAUCUGGAAGCGAUGGAGUAGAUAUGGGCUACAAAAAUACCUCUGGAUCGGAGCUUCUUCACUUUGUUAAUCUUCUCCUCUAUAUACAGACUCGUCAUGGCGGGAUUGGAGAUCCAUCUGGAAGCGAUGGAGUAGAUAUGGGCUACAAAAAUACCUGUGGAGCUUCUUCACUUUGUUAAUCUUUUUCUCUAUAUACAGACUCGUCAUGCCGCCAGAAAAUAUCGAGGAAAUAAGGGCGGUGGACAUCAAGACGGCAGUACAACAAAUAGUUCCUUAUCUAGAGGACACAAGCAACGAUGCACCGCAGGUCAUCUACUUCGAUGGAUGGUAUGGAUUGGGUGCUUCCGCGGUGCUUAGAGCUAUAGCAGAGCACCCUCCACCAUCUUUAAGAGAGAAAUUCAACAAGAUCAUCCAUAUUGACUGCUCGAUGUGGAAGAGCCGAAGAGCACUACAAAGGGUGAUCACGGAAGAACUCAAGCUUACUCAACAGGUAGCGGCCAUUGACAUGGAAGACAAGGAGAACGAUUUCAGUGGUGUAGACCAAGGCUCCAGAGAUGAGAUCAGAGACAUAACAGGAGUGAUAGGUCGAUACCUAGUACAAUACAGAUGUUUAGUUAUCUUUCACAAUGGAAGUAGCAGCACGGUUGACUUGACUGACUUUGGCAUUCCAGCACUCAAAUUCUUAGGUACUAAGGUAUUAUGGACCUUCAGAGGACGGCUUCGCCUCAGUACAGAAAUUAGUUAUUGGGUAGAGAACUCACAAAUUAAACUUUAUGCUCGUGAUUACAAUAGCCGUAGUUGGAAUGCACACCUUGCUGAAGAGGCUAGAGAAAUCUCUUUGUACACACAUAAGCUUGGCAUUGGUGUUACACCUAAAAUAGCCACAGAGUGUUGCUUGUACCUAUUGUCAUUGAAUAACCAAGGUAAGAAGAAGAUUGACUACAACUGGGGAACCCAUGCUUCCUGCUACUGGGUUUGUGAUGGGAUCAUAGGAGGAGGACAUCAGGACAACCAGACAUGGGAGGUUGCUCAUGCUCUGCAGCAGCAUAUAAGACUAGAAGACUACUUAUCCAAUGCAGAGCUUAUGCCAUCUGUGAAUAUAUUGGAUCUUUCCUCGAACCAAUGGAUUUCUAUUACUGAAUCAUAUUUCAAAGAGAUUCCUCCAGAGACAACAACCCUGUUCUUUUCAUCCGACAAGUCAAGUCCACAAGUAGUAUCACUACCUAGUGACAAGUUCCAUAAAGCAGAUCAACUCCGGGUGUUGAAGUUAUGUGGAUGUACCUUCAGCUUUUCAUCACCUCCAUUCCAUUGCUGCCGCAACUUAAGAUUCCUUGGACUGGAUAGAUGCACAGAUGAACUGCAACAAGAGGAGGAGGAGAAAACAAGUGAACCAGCGGUGGAAAUUUUCCAGCGGCUAUGGGUGCUAGAUGUAUGCCACACAGAUUGGCCAUUGCCUUUCCCCCCAGAAACAGAAGAGCAAGUUGUGGCUACAGACACUAGGGAGGUUCACAUAACCAACGGAAGGAUUUGGCAUAGCAACUUUGCAUGGAAACGACUACCGAACAUUCACAAGCUUCGAGUAGUUGAGCCCACAAACCCUUGGGAGACGGCAACAAGAGAUGAGUUCAAGGACAUGGUGAAUCUGGAGCUCCUUGACCUAUCUGGGAACAGCACCAUACAAGUGUUGCCGAGGCUUUCUGAUGCAACUGGCCUCAAGACACUGGUUCUAGAUGGUUGUAUUGGGUUGGAGCAUGUUGGCCCUCAAGGACUCCCUCCAUCCCUUGAAUCAUUCUCCUUGAAUACCGCAGGAGCAGGCAAUAAUGAUCACAAGAAGAAUGCUAAAAUAUCCUACAUCAGCUUGGCUGAGUGUGCAAGGUUAGCAAACUUUAUAUUGCGUGGAUCACUGCCAAACCUUGAAGAACUGGACCUCUCGCACACAGCAAUCAAAAUGCUUGACCUUAGAGAGGUGGUUGAAGUGGGAAAUCUUCAGCGAGUCUUUUUUGUGGGAUGCAGGCAGCUCCACUCAAUUUCAUGGCCUGAAAAUGGAAUGUACAAACUAAGGCUGUUGUGCAUUGACACUCGAGCAAGAGGAGGAGAGGUGAACAACAGAAAACCAUGGUCGCGUGAUUGUUCUUUGAUGGUCUACCAGCAGGACGAAGUAAAGGAGUAUUGCCAUGCAUCUGUUGCUGUUGCAGACAUGAGGUUCCUUCAGUCCUUGGAGUUUCUUUGGACAUGGAAAACCAUUCAACGUGAUAAGUGGCAUCUCUGCUUGUCAUCUACUUGCAAUGAUGAUGGAAGAGUCUGGCACAAGGACAAGAUGGACCGUUCUUAUAGCACUGGACAGUUAGCUGUUGCUGCUCCAUCUCUGCCAAAUUCAUUAACCUACCAUGACAUCAGCAUUGAACAGAUAUCUGCAAAGAUCGAUAGUAGCAGCAGCAGCUCAACACAAUUUAUACCACUAGACUUGCACAUGGAGAUUGCCGAAGGAAUUAGUGACGUCACCGACAAGUCCAGCACAUGGGCAAGGGAUGCAAUACGUCAUGUGAUGAACAACGUUCAGUCGUUGCACGUGCACGACAGUUCUUCUAUCACCAGUGUUGCCCCUGAACACACUUUUGAGACAUCUAUGAUGAAUGGGCUCAAGCGGUGCUGCGUGGAGAGAUGCCCCAAGUUGGACACUGUGUUCGCCACUACCUAUUUUUGGACAUGUUUCUCUCAGUUGGAAAUCUUUUGGGCGGCUCAUCUCUUGAUGGCCCGUUUUAUUUGGAGCAGACCAAGAGAUCCAAGCAGUUUGGACCCAAAUGAUUUAUCGUUUACACAACUGCGGGCUAUUCAUCUGCACUUCUGCCCUAGGCUCCGAUAUGUCCUCCCAAUGGCAUCAAACAAUACCCUAUCCAAGGUGCUGGAGACUCUCCACAUACACUGUUGUGGUGAUCUCAGGCAGGUCUUCCUCAUGGAGAAAGAGUUUCUAGAGACAAUAUCAUCAGCCAGGCAUGAAAAAGGCAAGCUGGAAUUCUCAAACCUCAAAAGUCUGUACCUGUAUGAGCUCCAGAAUCUGCAACAAAUAUGUGAGGCCAAGUUGUUUGCUCCCAAGCUCGAGACAAUCUACAUCAGAGGCUGCUGGGGCCUGAGGCGUCUCCCGGCCACUGCUGACCGCCCUGUUGCCGUGGACUGCGAGAAGGAUUGGUGGGACAAGCUGGAGUGGGAUGGCAUGGAGUCUGGCCACCACCCUUCCCUCUUUGAGCCGAGCCAUUCCAAGUACUACAAGAGGCGUCACCUGAGGACCACAGUUCUCCGGUGAGCAAGCCGAAGUGAUCACCUACUUGCUGGACUGGAGGCUUCCUUCUCCUGAUUAAUCUGGUGUUGGAUCAACCAAGUUUGAGGUGAGGUCAACCAUGUUGGUUUGUGUUGCUUGGCAAGUCUUCGGUGUGUGUUUUCUCAAGAGUGAAUAAAUAACUUGGUUUCUGAUGCUACGCUACCUGCCUACUUGCAUCAACCAAGUUUGUUACAUCGGUGUUGAUGUGUGUGUGCUUGAUACUGCAGGUGUGAAUUUGUGUGCACAUGUCUCUCUCGAGAGACCAACUGAUUGAUGUAUCAUUUGCGUUGGUUUGGUUUGCCUGGUUAUCUGUGUGCGUGUGCGUGUGAGCUUGAAAAUUGAAAUAAGAGGCUGGGUCUCAUGCCUCCAGAGAACCCAACUGAUGGUGUUCAAGUGUUGUUUUUCAGUUUCAUUGAAUGUAUUGGACAAAAUGUAUGCUUGUUUGUGAUCCAUGCAGCAGCACGCUAAUGCUGCCAGAAAAUUUAUAUAAAUGGCUUGGUUUGACAAUCUA
This is a messenger RNA of Sorghum bicolor (sorghum), 3987 nucleotides long. RefSeq lists its product as uncharacterized. Bases 366 to 3461 code for a protein of 1031 amino acids. The record is from RefSeq and is a predicted model, not a curated record. Lineage: Eukaryota; Viridiplantae; Streptophyta; Magnoliopsida; Poales; Poaceae. The transcript has 5 exons.